Messenger RNA from Moneuplotes crassus, 1088 nucleotides. Lineage: Eukaryota; Ciliophora; Spirotrichea; Euplotida; Euplotidae. The record is from the annotation of a GenBank genome assembly.
AUGUCAGAAGGAUUUCGACAAGCAAGUGAUGGGCUUAACCUGACCAACCAAUGAUUUAUCUCCGAGACUUCAUCAAACAACCUAGCUUCGAGCAUGGCUUCAAAAUCAUCCCUGUCAUCUCUUAUUACCUUAGAAAGGUCAUGAAAGCAUAUUGGUCUUGAAAUGGAAGUAGUCAUCAACAUAGGAGUCCACAAAGUCAAUGUGUUUAAACAGAAAUAAGACCAUUGAAGAGCUUAACAAUGCGCAGCAAAGCAAUGAACAACCAAGAGAAGAGAUUGAAGCUCCUUCUAGAUUCAUGGUUGGCAAGCAUUUAGCUCCAAAACUUGUCAAUAACUUCAGCCAGACCAACUUAAAUCAUGAAGACUUUGGAAAUGACUCUAUUUCUAAAUAAAAUGUCUAAUAGAUCUUCUCUGGCAAGUAAGCAUCUUUCAAGAACAAUGUCUGCUGGGAAUUUCAUCACUGAAAGAGCUUUCAAACCAAAAGAAAAUGAUAUUGGACUUUGAAAUCGCAGGGAGGAAACUAAAGAGGAAGUUUAUGGCCUUGAAGACGAUAGACAAGCUACAAAAGAAAACAAAAAUUUAAACAUGAACCCAAGAAGAAUUACAAGAAAUAACGGCCUAAAUGAGAUUCCAAUCCAAAUUCAGAAGGGAAUGUAUGUUUUUAACUUUAACAAUGGCUCGGGGCUGAAUACCGCUGAUAGACGUACAAGGAAUACUCUUAGAGAGGGACACAACCGCUUCUCAAAUAACACCACUGGAGCUUCAACUUCUAGGCUAGGAAGAUCAAGAAAUUAUCCUACGACAUACUAUGAACAUAUCAAGCAAAGAAGUAUUUCCAGAGCUUCUAGAGAUUCUUUCAACAGCUUGAAUCGGUCCUUAAAGAAACCAGGGAUCAUCCCCGGAUACUGUAGAAACCCAUACAAAUCAGGUUUGGCUAGUAGACAAAAGAGAAGUAGCUCAGUGCAAGAAUUGUACAAACCACAUAAGCUACGAGUGACCAAUAUAAGAAAGAUCUCUAAUGGUCUUGUUUACAGAAGCAAAUUUCUCAAAAGAUAUUAAGCCAAUGGAACGUAUUAUAAAAUUUCUCCC